AUGGUACCUUUAGAAUUUCAUGAAUGGCGUGAUCAUCAACGUGCUGCCCUCUAUAAAUUAUACGAUCAAGGAUUUCUUCCAAAACCAAAUAUAAACACAAUUGUUGUUGAAUGGAGAGAAAAGAAAAGGAAUAGAAUUUGGCAUAAAGUGACAUUUAAACAUUUUAUUCAAAAAACAUCUCCAAUAAUUACAUCGGAAGAAAAAGAUUUAGCCUUUCGUGAACAUAUAAAAUCAAAAAUUGAGGCAUCUAUGGAUAUUCAAAAAACAUCUGCUAUGGCACUUAAUUCAAUGGGAAUUGGCUCUUUAUUGAGCCAAAUUGUUUUAUUAGUCUUAUUUUUCCCUGUUCGCAAAGGAAUAAUAUCAGAACCUGUUGAAAAGAUUUUUUUAAUUAUUGUGAAUACUCCAACUGAAAUUCUUUCUUUUGGUGCUGGAAUUAUUGCCUCUAAAUGGGGCGCAGAAAAAGUUGAAAAAUGGUGGAGUAGUGAUGAUAUGAAAAAUAAACAGAUGAUUCGUCUUAUAAUUGACCGAACAAUAAAACAAAUGGAUCAUCCAGAUAAAGAAUUUCAAGAAAUUAAAGAAAACGAGAUAUAUAAAAUAUAUCAUCCAAAAUUACAACUUUUGUUCAGAUACGGCAAAUGGAUCACAAAAUUUAUGAUUGUCACCUUUAAAUUUAUGACAAAACCGUCAUUAUUUAAACAAAUAAAUUUGAGUAAAAUGACACUUCCUUUAUUUAAAGAGGAAGAAAUAAAUGAGGAUUUAAAUUUUAAAAUUUCUUAUUUGCCCGAACCUCUAGAUAAAAUGACAAAAAUGCCGGGAAUUGAUGAAGAAAAAUUAAAUGAAUUUAUUGAAAAUAUUGGUUAG
Molecule: messenger RNA, 861 nt
Organism: Meloidogyne enterolobii
Lineage: Eukaryota; Metazoa; Nematoda; Chromadorea; Rhabditida; Meloidogynidae
Source: the annotation of a GenBank genome assembly